Trichobilharzia szidati is the source of this 5443-nucleotide messenger RNA. The record is from the annotation of a GenBank genome assembly. Lineage: Eukaryota; Metazoa; Platyhelminthes; Trematoda; Strigeidida; Schistosomatidae.
AAAUUAUUGUCAGGCGCAGUGACCUUCACGUUCUUGUAAACUAUACCGAAUAAGGCAAGGUUGCUGUAAAAUCCGUAACCAUCCAAAUACUAACGCUGUUUACUAUGGCAGUAUUUUCAUGCAAUAGAAACAGAAACCACAUGCUAUGGACCUUACACGUAAAAUAAUAAAGCAAUUCCAGAGCAGACAUUUUAAAUCCACAAGGACUGUACUGUACCCGAAUAUCUGCUGCUUUAUGCAACCUGCUUUUAAAACAUAUUAAAAGAAAUGACAGUUCUCUUUGAUUCAUCAGGCACAAAUUCAUGCUUGUGUGCCCUUUUUCGAGCUAUUUACUAUUGCCGCACAAAAUUUCCUAUAUUUGCAAAUAACAAAUGUUGGACAAAUUCUUGUUUUACAGUUAGAUUGCUUACUUUUGACAGUACCUCUUGGUUAUAUUCGUGAAAACUCAUAAGUGUAAGUCAUUCGGUAAAUACAAGCACCAGUGAAAGAAUUUCAAAAGCCCGGUAGAUCGCUAAUCAAAAAGUUACAAGAAAUACCCUUGAUGGGAUUUAAAACACUUUAACUGGUAAGAUUAUUGACUCUUAAUAGUAAAAUAAUUUUCAGAAACAAUGUUUCAAGUCCUGAUCAUUUCUGCUUAAUUGAACUUUUAAAGGGUGCAUUUUUGUGAAACUGUAGAAAAUAAAGUGAAGUAUAUAAAGAACAUUUACUAUCACCUCGAUGGAUUACUGCAUUUAGCUUGGUGCAUAGCUGCAAUUUAAUUUUGCUUUCAUUAAGAAUCUCAAACGGAAUAGCUCAGCAACAUAUGGAGCCUUCCUCAAGGAGACUUUUAUCACUAAAAUUGUGAACUUGAAUGAAUGAUCUUUAUUUAAUUUCUUUUAUCAGAAAAACUUGUGACUUUACCUUUUUGUUAAAAAUAGUUGUUUCAGUACAUUUCGCCCACUUUCACUGACAAUAAAACCAUCUAUAUUGUCGUUACUCCACUAACUGUUUUUUUUCGGUUAGUGAUUGAUUUUUAGAAGAAAGAAUUACCAGGUUAUUAAUGUGCUUUUCAAAAUCAAAUAUGCAGCAACACCUUUCUGUACGACAGACUUGCAUUCUCUUACCACUGAACUGCCAAAAGUCAAAUACCAAAACCUACUGAUACAUAAACAUUUUCUGUUUCAGGUUUUAAAAUGAGACAAAUUAAUCUACUGCAAAUACUGAUUCUGAUUUAUUCAUGCCAAAGAUCGGAAACAUUUUUGCACAUUAAUACAAAAACCCUAUGUUCUAAUCCUGAUCAAAUUUCAAUUAUCGGUGGGGAGCAGAGACGCUUGGUUACUGAAGGUGGUCGUGUCACACUGAUAUGCUGUGUUCCGGGUAAAAGCAGUGGUCAUGAUCACGAACAGCUUAUAUGGAAUGGACCAGAUGGCAAAGAAUUAGUGAAUUACUUUUCUACUCCAAUAUCUGAUAGUCAGCAUAUUGCAUAUUCUGUACCAGAUUUCCAUUCAAAAGACCAUCUGAUAACUAUGCUUGUUAUUCAGCAAUUUCGAGCUGAUGACAGUGGUCAAUAUACGUGCCGAAAUGCACACCCUAGUUCAAUGGCUCUUCCAGCUAGUGUAACUAUCAAUGUUAGACCUCGUCUUUUAGCUGAUUUCGUACCACUGCCACCAACUACUCCAGAAGAUUCAGAAUCGGCAGUUGUAGCUGGCGUUGCAGUCUCCGUCGCUCUUGAAGAAGGACGACGAGGUGAAAUCGUAUGCCGCAUUAACCCAAAUUUGAACGUCGACGAUGUCCAGAUCACCUGGUUUUUCCAGGGUCGACAACUAGUUGCUCCUUCAAUCGUUAUGAAGCAAACAGAGCAAAAAGGUUUAUACAAAGUGGAUAACUUCAGUAACAAAAACCAACUCACAGGAGUAGAAAAUUCUGAAAUGUUCCUUUUACCCUCACAAGAAAAAAGCUAUAGUUUGAGGCCAAAUCGACCAUAUGUUGAACAGUUAAACCGUCCCAUCGCCUUGGAUCCAGGUGAAUUAGGAAUACAUAUUAAAGAAAAUGGACAAGUGCUAGAAAUUUCACGGGUGGAUACGCGUCAUUCGGGAAUAUUCUUAUGCAAAGCUGAAACUACCAAUCCAACGUGGUCGCCUAAAAAUCCGGAAUAUGAUUCAAGUAUGUAUGAAAGUGGGGUUGUAACCGCACCUUUCUUUAUACAAAUUCAAGCCAUUCGCGGUAUAGUAUAUUCACGUCCACGUUUACUACCUGGCAGUCCAAUGGAGAUAUUUACAUCAACUGAUUCAGAUGAUCCACAGUUGGUACGUCCAUAUAAGCGUUUUAUUAACAAACGCCAAGGGGAACAAAGUCCAGAAGUAUUUCAAGGUUCACCAAAUUAUCUACAAAGAGUUCAACCUUUAUGGCGUGAAACUGAAAACAUAAAAGAUAAACCUAUCUUGCCAAGUGCAAGAAAGAUAGUCCAAGAGGGUGGGAAACUUACUCUUGAAUGUCAAGCUCGGGGGAGGCCUAGUCCUCAACUUCUGUGGUACAGAGGUGGUAUGGGAUCUUCAGCAAUAUCACCAAGCUCACAAGCUGCAACUUUUGAUCAACGAAUUAGGUCAGCAUUACAACACUUACCUCUAGAGGACGUACAACGAGAGCUUGGAAUACUUAUAGCUGACUUCGAUCAUCUAUUACCUGCUGUUAUGAACUUGGAAAACCAAUCCAAUGAAGGUGUUUUUAAAGCACCUGAUGAUCUCAGUGGUAGUUACAGAAAGGGAACUCAGAAUUAUGAAUUAGGUCGUUUCCAGUUGUCCACUGGUCUUCGAAAAGAUGAUAGAGGCGAUCCGGUCAUAGCAAUGUCACGCUUAACAAUAAACAACUUAAUGCCUUCAGAUGCCACUCGAUAUACUUGUCUGGCUCUUUUGAAUUUAAACCAAUACGGUGGAAAUGGUAACUUCACAGACGUCGGAAGCAUUCUACCAGACGUCGUUUUGAAACCACGAUUUGUCCGUUCAGGCACUCGCCUAAGAGCCAGCGGAUAUCCUGGAGAAAAUUGCAGUUUAACAUGUGAAGCGUAUGGUGGUCUUCCAAAUGAAAUGGGAUUACGUGUCAGACUUCUGAAAGGUCCCGGUGUUACUAAACUCAUUUCUUAUAUGUCUAAUUCUAUGUAUACGGAAAAUAAGAAUCCCGCAAUCAAAACAUAUGAUGGUUUCACUGAAUAUGAGACAGGAUACUCUUCUAUUAAUGAUAGAAAUCGUAACCGGCCUACAUUGCUCUCCGAAAACAGUGGUCUGAUUGAUUCAUCCACAUCCGACGCACAAUACAUGAGUUCUAUGACCGGAAAAAGUAAAAUUGAAGGAUCUAAUAGUAAUAGUUAUAUAGAAAUUGUGAGACCAGGUGACAAUCCUCGAUACCAUUUGACUGUUGAACCAGAUCCACGGAACUCGUAUGCAACAAUUUUACGUUUAGAUAUCACAGAUCUGUCACCAGAAGAUAACUCGUUUUACCUGUGUGAAGCACUUUCCGGACCUCAUUGGCGAGCAUUCACUCCAACUUCAGCUGAACCUCCUGGAAGGGUGACUGUUUGGUUUGCACCCCCAGCAGCCGAACCUAGACGUGUUACAGAAAUAUCAGACACCAUCGAUACAGAUGAUAAUUCCAUUCAGAGUGAAGCAACCACACUGCAGGGAAAAGAUGUUGUUUAUGGUUUAUCACAUUUACCUUCUAAAAUAGCCUGUCAGGCACUGGGACAGCCACCGCCUCAAUGGAAAUGGGUGGGUCCACAAAGCGGACCAAAUGUACCACUAGGUGAACCAAAUAAUUCAAGAGGUUACGUUAAAACAGACUAUCAAGAUGGCGAGUAUUCAGUCAGUGAAUUAACUGUUCCAGCUGGUUAUUGGAAUGUCGGCGUGUUUGGCACAUAUUCAUGCACUGCAUCUAAUAGACUUGGUCAUGCAACAGGACAUGUUCGACUUCAACUGGCGAGUCAUCCUGGCCGACCAACGCUGAGAGCGUGUAAAGUUGAGGCAACUUUAAUUGAGCUGUGUGUCGAACCCCCAACUGAAACUGGAGGUCUACCACUAACUCAUUAUGAAUUAAGGAUUCAAACUCAUCCACGUGGUGCUUUCCACGGACCUUUCGCCUAUCUUCCUGGUCGCAGAGUGCUAAGGUUACCAAAUCUCAUCCCUGGUUAUUACUACCGAUUCGCAUUAUCUGCUGUCUCAAGCGCAGGUCGUGGGCCAAAUGCAUAUUUACAGGUUACAACUAACCAGUUAUCUAAACCGGUUAUAAAGUUACUCGCUUCUCAGAAUUAUAUAAGUCCAACAGGAUACAAUGUUCACUGGAAUGCAGAGACCACAAACGGCAUGGACAUAAAUCAAUAUAAUAUAAAUAUAAGACCAGUAGAAGUUGAUUAUUCUAUGGGUGAGAUAUCUGGACGUCCUAUUGGUUCUUGGACUCACUAUAAUAACAUCGAGCCAUAUUGUGUUGUAUCAGCAGCAGAAGGUCAAAAGAUGUGCAAUUUCCCAAUUGAUGAUCUGAAACCGGAUAGUGCAUAUGAGCUUGAAUUAUCUGGACAGAAUUCAAUGGGAUUUUCUGAAACACAAAGAAUCAUAUUUAGGACAUCAUCACUGACAGGAGUUAAUGGACGCAUACUAAAUAUGCCAUCAACUAUGCGACUAACUGGGAUAUCUAAUCAUAUUCAAUUAGAAAGUAAUUUGAGCAUUUUUAUUUCUGUCAUGUCCUGCAUUUCAUUUCACUUUAUAAUGCAUUUAUAUUACAAUUAUUGAGAAACAAAUCCUAUAUAUACAAAAGUUAACUUAGGAAAAUUUUCCGAUAAUUAAAGUAUUUUUAUCAAAUGUUCAUUUCUUUUCAAAAUGAAAUAUUGGUUUUGAUCUCAUUUGAGACGACUUACGCCAAAUUUUCAAUUCACAAUUCUCAUCUUUAUCUUCCUGUAAUACACAUGAGAACAUUCUUCAUGAUAGAAUCCCUUCAAAAUAUUGAUAUUUCUGCGUUGUUCAAAUAACAUCAAGAUACUUUCAAUAUCCUACACCUUAAUUUAUUUUCCUCGCCUCAUAUUAGAUCGAUGAAUUCAUUAACACUGACAUCAUAUUUCUCAUUUACCCUAUGUGACAUUUAACCUCAAUUAUAAAAACUAUGCUAUCUUGUCAUUCGUCUAUUGUACUUAUCUACUUCCUUAAUUUUAAGAAACUUAUUCAGAAAAAUCAUUAUUCUUUUAGUGUUGUCGUCAGAGACAUUGUGAUAAAAAAAACCUCAUGUGAAAUUACGUACAUUCCUCAUUUUUAACAUGUUAUUUAUUCUCACUAUAUAUACCACUUAUUAAUUCAUGUAGUAGAUGAAUGUGACUGUUUUAUGUUUCCCCAAAAGUUUUAUUAUCCUUAAUAUUACUAUUAUUUACUUUCGAUUUUAGUCAUAUUAACCACGAUUACAAUCAUAAAUAAAUUCACAGACUAUUUAC